UUUAUUUUGUGUUUUAAAGGAGGUAAAUAGAAAGUGGUACGAGGUUUGCGGAAAUUUUAUCAAAACGACAAACACUGCUAAAUACAUUUGUCAAGAUCAUUUUGAUGCCGACUGUUUUCAUCAUGGAGGUGAAAAUCUAUGUUUAGUCGAUGGAAAUAUGAUAGGAACUCCACGAAGACGGCUUUCUUUAAAAGCCGGCAGUAUUCCGAGUAUUUUUCCCAACAAUAUUCAUUUAGAUAAUCAACGGGAAUUCCAUAAUGGAAAUGCAGCUGCAGUUUCCUUGACGCCAAAUUCGCCGAUAUUGCCAAGUUCGGAAAUUCAGCCCAAUCAAUCUUUUGAAAUGGAAUCUCCAAGUUCAAGAAUUUCAGAUUCUGUUCAAGACAACCAAAAUCUGUUGGCCACACCAAAACGUAAAUCGUCUACUGAUUAUAAUGAAAAUAAUGUUGCUGAUCACAUUAUUCGUCUUCUUGACUCUUCUCCUCUCGAGCGUACUUAUCAAGUUCCUUGCGAAGAGUCCAAUGAAACUUCUUCAGUUCCGUAUGCGCUGCAAGAUUUGUUAGAAAAUUGGAAACUGAGAAAUGCAGAGGAGUUUCCAAAGUAUUGGACUAGGUACGACAUCGGACAGGAAGGUCUACAUUUUGGCUAUAAUGGAGAUGCUCUACAUCAGUUUACUCGAACAAUUACGGUGAACGAAAACAUGCAAGUUAAAAUUAGAGUCAACAAUCGCAUUUCGAAUUUCGAUAUUAUAAACAAGAUUUCUUCUAUCGAAGAUUUACGGUUUUUAAUGAUAACUUUAAUGAGCCUGAAACUUUGCACUAGAGCUGGGACAGCCAUUUGCGAAAAUGGUGUUUUUUUACCAACACGUAGAAGCGAGUUCUGCAAAUCUUGUGCAAUUAAAGUUCACAAAGAAAAAGAAAGGCAACGAAGAAAAGAAAAACUGUUGGACAAACACAAAGAAGCAAAGGCAAAGGUCAUAAGAAAUAUUAAACUGAAAUACCAACGAUCCCGUAAGAAGAUUGAUUCUCUGGAAAAGCAGAUAGCAGAAGCACUGAGACUAAAUUUUCUUGAUUAUUUGUUUUAAUUUUUUUUUAAAUUAU
Messenger RNA from Leptopilina boulardi, 1097 nucleotides. RefSeq lists its product as uncharacterized. The record is from RefSeq and is a predicted model, not a curated record. The coding region runs from base 158 to 1081 and encodes 307 amino acids. The transcript has 5 exons. NCBI's taxonomy places the organism in Eukaryota, Metazoa, Arthropoda, Insecta, Hymenoptera, Figitidae.